Messenger RNA from Carica papaya (papaya), 607 nucleotides. Its product is annotated as Proteinase inhibitor, propeptide. The record is from RefSeq and is a predicted model, not a curated record. Lineage: Eukaryota; Viridiplantae; Streptophyta; Magnoliopsida; Brassicales; Caricaceae.
CAUCAGGGUUUGCCAUCUAUAAAAAGGAAGAGGAAUCCGAUAAUGCGCAUACGCAAUCUCAAUCCCUUAUCUUCUCUACUUUUAUUUCUUCUGAUUCUCAUCAACAUGGCGGAAUCAACCGGAUCUCCUUCAUCCGAAGCAACGAUCCAGAUCGUUUAUACCGAGCAGCCCCAGGACGAGCGGCCUGAGGACUACCACAUCCGUGUUCUCUCCGCCGUCCUUGGCAGUGAGGAGGCUGCGAGGGAGGCGUUGCUUUACAGCUACAAGAAUGCUGCGACUGGAUUCUCCGCCAAACUCACUCCCGAGCAAGUCGUUGAAAUUUCGAAGCAACCAGGCGUAGUUCAGGUUGUUCCGAGCAGGACAUUGCAGCUGCAUUCUGGACCAGGAAGGCUGCAGUAGAUGAUGAAAUAAAAGCUUAACCUCGUCAAGGCUUAUAUAUAUAUAUAUCGUAAUGUUGGUUUUCAAUGUGUACAUGGAAAACGUUUGACUCAUGGGGGGUGCUUUAAUAAUAUUGUGAAUGUAUGAAUAUAUACUUAUUAUACUUGCUUUUGCCUCGUUAUGUUUUAACUCAAAAAAUUAAGCAGGAAAUGUAGUAUCCUUUCAAGCA